AUGGAGAGGCUCAAUGGAAGCCUGAAGAAAAGAGCGUGUGACCCAGAAGGGCGGAGGAGCCUCUCCCCCAGGACUUGCAGUGGAGAGCGCAAAGUCUCUCUCUUUACCCUGGGUUUGUGGUACAAGGGUUGGGCGCUCGUCCCUGGGGAGUGGAGCAGUGGGCAGGAGUAUGUCUGUCCCUUGUCUGUCCAGGAGAAUCCGAAGAAUGCAGCCCUGGAGCGCAUGGAGUUACUGGAAGAAGCCAGGAAGAUGGAAAUGGCAAAGUUUCGCUACAUCCUUCCUGUUUACGGCAUCUGUAAAGAGCCGGUUGGCUUGGUCAUGGAAUACAUGGAAACGGGGUCUUUGGAAAAGCUCCUGGCUUCCGAACCUCUGCCCUGGGAAUUGCGCUUCCGCAUCAUCCACGAGACAGCUGUGGGGAUGAACUUCCUGCACUGCAUGUCCCCUCCGCUGCUCCACUUGGACCUCAAGCCUGCAAACAUCCUGCUUGACGCCCACUACCAUGUCAAGAUUUCUGACUUUGGACUUGCAAAGUGCAACGGCUUGUCCCAUUCCCAUGACAUCAGCAUGGACGGCUUGUGUGGCACAAUUGCGUACCUUCCUCCAGAGCGCAUCAAAGAGAAAAACAGGUGUUUUGACACCAAACAUGAUGUGUACAGCUUUUCCAUUGUGAUUUGGGGAGUUCUUACACAGAAGAAGCCUUUUGCAGAGGAAAACAACAUUUUACAUAUUAUGGUAAAAGUAGUUAAAGGCCACCGCCCAGAGCUGCCUGCUGUUUCCAAAUCCAGACCUCAUUCAUGUAAUAACUUGAUCAAACUGAUGCAAAAAUGUUGGCAAGAUGAUCCUGGUGAACGGCCAACAUUUCAAGAAAUCACUUCAGAAACAGAGGCCCUUUGUGAAAAACCAGAAGAUGAAACAAAAGAGAUUAUAACUCAGGACCUGGACACCAAGAAUUCCCCAGAGCAGCAGCCUGAGGGGAUGUCUGCAUUAUCCCAGCCGAAACAGGAGCCUGCUCUACCAUCAGUUAAGGAUUACAGUCUCUCAGAGUUGUUGUCCCAGCUGGACUCGGGGAUUUCACAGACUAUGGAAGGCCCUGAGGAUCUCAGCCGCAGCUCUUCUGAGUCCAAACUUGCCUCCAGUGACAAGCGGCUUUCAGGAGUUUCAUCUGUAGAUUCAGCUUUUUCAUCCAGAGGCUCCCUUUCCCUUUCCUUUGAAAGGGACAGUUCAGAUAUUGGUACUACCGACAUACAGAAGAGGAAGCUAACGGAGGCCAUUUUAUCUGGAGAUACUGGCAAGCUGAUGAAGAUCCUCCAGCCUCAAGAUGUUGAUAUUGUUUUAGAUGGGAACUCCAGUCUUUUGCACUUGGCUGUUGAAGCUGGUCAAGAAGAAUGUGUCAAAUGGCUCCUCCUGUACAAUGCUAACCCUAACCUUACCAACAAGAAAGGAUCCACCCCUCUUCACAUAGCUAUUGAGAAGAAAGUUAAAAGUAUUGUGGAGCUGAUUAUGGCUAGGAAAAUCAAUGUUAAUGCCAAAGAUGAGGAUCAGUGGACUGCUCUUCACUUUGCUGCCCAAAAUGGGGAUGAUUUCAGCACCAAAAUGCUGCUUGAUAAGAAUGCAUCCUUAAAUGAGGUAGAUUUUGAAGGCAGAGCCCCCAUCCACAUAGCCUGUCAGUACGGCCAAGAGAAUAUUGUGCGAAUCCUGCUGAGAAGAGGUGUUAAUGUGAACAUCAAAGGAAAGGAUGACUGGGUGCCACUGCACUAUGCUGCCUGGCAAGGUCAUCUCCCCAUUGUAAAGCUUCUGGCCAAACAGCAGGGUGCAAACGUGAAUGUGCAGACCAUGGAUGGAAGGACCUCGCUACACUUGGCUGCUCAACGAGGACACUACCGUGUCGCUCGCCUUCUCAUAGACCUGGAGUCGGAUGUCAACAUACAGAAUGUGCUCUUGCAGACUGCUCUCCACAUAGCUGCUGAAACCGGCCACACAAGCACGUCGAGGCUGCUCCUUAAACAUGGUGCAGACAUUGAGGCAGCAACAGCAGAAGGAUACACAGCUCUGCACUUGGCAUCUCGCAGCGGCCAUUUAGCAACAACAAAGUUGCUGAUAGAUGAAAGGGCAAGUGUUCUAGCCAGAGGCCCUUUAAAUAGGACAGCGUUACAUCUUGCUGCAGAAAAUGGGCACUCUGAAGUAGUAGAAGAACUUGUCAGUUCAGAAAAUAUCAAUGUUUCUGACAGUGAAGGGUUGACAGCUCUUCAUCUGGCUGCACGAGGAGGGCACACAAAAACAGUUGAGGUUCUUCUGAAGCACGGGGCACACGUUGACAUGCAAAGACCCACGUGUCAGACCCUGCUACAGCUUGCUCAGCAGAGCAGUAAUAGCUCAGUUACUGUGUUGUUAAGUGAGACUUAA
Molecule: messenger RNA, 2403 nt
Organism: Nipponia nippon (crested ibis)
Lineage: Eukaryota; Metazoa; Chordata; Aves; Pelecaniformes; Threskiornithidae
Source: RefSeq, a predicted model, not a curated record